Molecule: messenger RNA, 2428 nt
Organism: Lingula anatina
Lineage: Eukaryota; Metazoa; Brachiopoda; Lingulata; Lingulida; Lingulidae
Biological process (GO): regulation of transcription by RNA polymerase II
Cellular component (GO): nucleus
Molecular function (GO): DNA-binding transcription factor activity, RNA polymerase II-specific
Source: RefSeq, a predicted model, not a curated record
GAUGAGCGUCAUUGUUGUCUUGGGGUCACAUCCAAAUAAGCACUAAGUAAUCUGAGUCUUUUUGCUUCUAAAAUGUAAGGUGGACCUGCAAUGCAAGCCAUCUGACAGAAGAUAUUUACAUAGUAGUGCCCAAGGGGUGAAACCAUGCCUGCACAGUGAUAGAUCAAUUGAUAAAAAAGCAACAAAGUUAUUUCGUUCACGUACGGAGCAUUUGGAAAGCAAAGAACAUCAGGACAGUGGUGAGAUAUUUACUUCAAGAAGAAGAUUUUGUCAGACAGAAAAAAAUAUGCAAUAGAGAUCAACAACCAACAUAAGUGUUAGUGUUGUGAUAAAAUUAUAUUUAUAGUGUUGUUCAUGAAUGAAUUAGUUCACACAUUGAUGUUCUGAGGCCAUAUGUGUAGUAAAAUUGUGUUCUCACAUCAUGAAGAAGUUCACAAAGAUGAAAAAUGCCCAUGCUGUGAAACAGUUUAAUACUGGAAAGGAAAAAGUACUAGUAGUGAUAACCAUGGAAGAACUCAUAUAUCCGUCAAUCAAAGGUAACAAAUAAUUACCUAGUUAAUUUAUUGGUUGGAAUUGUUAAAAUCAUGAAAGAAUUCAAAUGCCAGUACUGUGGUAAGGCAUUUAACAUAAAACAAAAUUGCAUUGUUCAUGAAAGAAUUCACACUGGAGAGAAACCUUACAAAUGCCAGUAUUGUGACAAGGCAUUUGCUAAACCAUGCGAUUUUGUCAAUCAUGAAAGAAUUCACACUGGAGAGAAACCAUACAAAUGCCAGUAUUGUAAUAAGGCAUUUAGUAAAAAAUGCAAUUGCAAUGUUCAUGAAAAAAAUCACUCAGAAGAGAAACCCUUCAAAUGCCAGUUCUGUGAUAAGAAAUUUAUUCAGCAACGGGAUUACAUUCGUCAUGAAAGAAUUCACACUGGAGAGAAAACAUACAAAUGCCAGUACUGUGAUAAGACAUUUAUUCGAAAAGAUCACUGCAGUGUUCAUGAAAAAAUUCACACUGGAGAGAAACCAUAUGAAUGCCAGUACUGUAAUAAGGCAUUUAUCAUAAAACAGAAUUGUAUUGUUCAUGAAAGAGUUCACACUGGAGAGAAACCAUACGAAUGCCAAUAUUGUGAUCAGAAGUUUACUCAACAAUGGGAUUGUGUCAUUCAUGAAAGGAUUCACACUGGAGGGAAACCAUACAAAUGCCAACACUGUGAUAAGGCAUUUAAUAGAAAACACAAUUGCAUUGUUCAUGAAAAAAGUCACACCGGAGAGAAACCAUACAAAUGCCAAUAUUGUGAUAAGAAGUUUACGCAACAAUGCAAUUGUGUCAUUCAUGAAAGGAUUCACACUGGAGAGAAACCAUACAAAUGCCAGUAUUGUAAUAAGACAUAUAACAGAAAAUACAGUUGCAUUGUUCAUGAAAAAAGUCACACUGGAGAGAAUCUCUACAAAUGUAAGUUCUGCGACAAGAAAUUUACCCGAAAAGAUUACUGCAAUGUUCAUGAAAAAAUUCACUUGGGAGAAAAAACUUACAAAUGCAAGCAUUGUAAUAAGGCAUUUAAUAAAAAACAAAAGUGCGUUCAACAUGAAAAAAGUCACACUGUAAAGAAACUUUACAAAUGUCAAUACUGCCAUAAGAAAUUUUCUGUGAACAGUGAUUGUGUUGAUCAUGAAAAGAUUCACACUGAUGAAAAACCAUAUAAAUGCCAAUAUUGUAAUAAGACAUUUGUAAGAGAACAGUAUUUCAUUCAACAUGAAAGUAUUCACGCUGACAAAUUAUCUAUAAUGAAUAAUUGUGUAAAUCAUGAAGUUUUUCACUGUGAAAAGAAACCAUACAAGUGUAAGUUGUGCUACAAGGCGUUUGUCAGCAGAAAUGAAUUCGAUCUACAUGAAAAAGAUCACAAUGAUGUGACGUCUGUUUCAGGAGAACAUGCCAGUGGACAGUAUGAUACAGAAAUCUGUCAUGGUACAAAUAUUGUCUGCCAGGAUAGAAAUGGGGUCAAACAGGAAUUGGUUAAAAAGGAAAUUGAGGAUUACGCUCCUGUAAGAGAGCAACCAUAUCCUGUUGCUUUGUUUAAAAAUGCAUUUGCUUAGUCAAAUGUAGUUUAUGCGUAUUUCAUGAUAGAGUAAAAAUGAUUUGAAAAAAGAUCGGCAUGUAGUUUUCAAGUACUAACUACGUCUUUGACUUAUUUGAACAGUGUAGCUUACAGUUGUAAUAUGUACAGGCUUUUAUUUGACCAGGUCAUAAUUUAUUUUUUAAGUUUUACAAAUUUUGCAGUGUCACAUUAAACGUAAAUGCUAAAUUGAAAGUUUUUGUAGUGCCAAUUUAAAACUAAAUUCAAUAAAGAAAACUAUUAAGAUGGCUACUAACAUAUAUGAUAGAAGUAAAUGUAUUAUUCUGACCAAAUUUUGUUCUAGUAGCCUUCAGAUAGAAAAUCUGU